Messenger RNA from Arachis ipaensis, 1577 nucleotides. The record is from RefSeq and is a predicted model, not a curated record. NCBI's taxonomy places the organism in Eukaryota, Viridiplantae, Streptophyta, Magnoliopsida, Fabales, Fabaceae.
UGGUUUAAAUUGUUCUCAUUCCCUCAAUUCCUAAUUUCCCGUUCUACCCUUUCAUUUGGAUCAGCUAUUGCUACUCUGUCUCUGUCAACUUCGGCUACCGUCGUUGCCACUCUCCAACUUCCAGGCAGAGUUUUGUCUUUUUGAAGUAGCGAAUUAAAUUUUGCAUCUGGAUAUUUGGAAAUUUAGGUAUUGAUUUUCGUUAUCAGAUUUAUGGUUUCAGCAUCUAGUCAGAAACUCCGAUUGGAGCUGAUCAAAUAGAAUUGCUUAUCCAGUACCCUAUCAAAGGCCAUGCCUACCAUGAAGAAGGUUGUUCAUUAUAAUUCUGAACAAACAUCUUUUGGGUUAGUAUUUAGCAAAUUGGCAGAGGAGAUUGGUGAACCUGUCGACUUUGAACUUCCAGAAUGGUUUAAUAAGUGCAAGCCAAUGCCAGUAACAUUUAUAAAACGCAAUAUAUAUCUGACAAAAAGGGUUAAAAGAAGGCUUGAUGACGAUGGCAUAUUUUGUUCUUGUACAUCAUCACCUGGAUCUUCUGCUGUAUGCGGUAAAGAUUGCCACUGUGGGAUGCUUCUGUCUAGCUGCUCUUCAGGCUGUAAAUGUGGGGUUUCCUGUCUUAACAAACCAUUCCAGCAUCGACCCAUCAAAAAGAUGAAAUUAGUUCAGACUGAGAAAUGUGGUUCUGGAAUUGUGGCGGAUGAAGAUAUCAAGCAAGGAGAAUUUGUGAUAGAAUAUGUUGGAGAAGUCAUUGAUGACAAAACAUGUGAAGAAAGAUUAUGGAACAUGAAACUUCGUGGGGUGACAAACUUCUACCUAUGUGAAAUAAAUCGAGAUAUGGUGAUCGAUGCAACAUAUAAAGGAAACAAAUCAAGAUAUAUCAAUCAUAGUUGCUGUCCUAAUACUGAGAUGCAGAAAUGGAUAAUUGACGGUGAAACGAGAAUUGGCAUAUUCGCAACGCGCGACAUAAGGAAAGGCGAACAUCUGACAUAUGAUUAUCAGUUUGUCCAGUUUGGUGCGGAUCAGGAUUGCCACUGCGGGGCUAAUAUGUGCAGGCGUAAGCUUGGUGUGAAACCUACCAAGCCUAAAACUUCUUCAGAUGCUGCAUUAAAUUUAUUCGGAGACCAGGUUUAUCAGAAUGGAGGUUUGCAUAUUGGAAAUUCCCGCCUCUUUUGCCAAUCAAACUGCCUUCGCAAUUGCAUUGGUGAAGUUGUUAGAAUCAGACACCUUGAUAUUAUAAGGUUCGGGAUUAUUAAGCGGUUUCAUGAAUAUUCGAAGAAACACUCGAUCAUGUUUGAGGAUGGACAUGUUGAAUUUUUUGACAUGUCCAAGGAAGAUUGGGAACUGGUUACAUUGUGAUGCAGCUAUUAGUUGGUCCUCGAAGGGUAUUUCUGACCUUGGAUGCGGUGGUUGAUGAGAGCUGUAUGUGACAUUGUGGAUUGGUUGACCCAACAGAAUAUUCCUUGCCUGGGGCACUUGGUUCCUCAUUUUGUCUUUGUUGGAACUGUGAAAUAGUGUUUGUAAUUUGUAAGAUGCAUUUCUUUUAUUCAAUUUUUAAAUAAAAGUUUCAUAAAAGAUAUCUCAAC